GGGCGUUGCGUCACAGAGAAGCAUAAUUAAAAUGGACGUUCAAAUGGCCGCUGCCAUAUCUCCAGACUAAUGAAAUGAUCACACGCGGCCGCAAGAGGAAAAUGGAAGCUCACAUAGGGGGAGAUAACUGUAAGGCCCACGGCAGUAAGACGGAACCGAUCCCCACGAAAACACAGAGCGUGUGCCUGCUAUCCGACGCCGCAUCUGGAGAUUCUGUUUGCAGUCCCGAUGUUAGCCAUCAGUUUGUUACAGUUGUUACAGACAUCGAUGAGGGGACGACGGAAGUUCACACACAGACCUGUGACCUGGGGGAUAUCUGGACACACAAGUACCCACUUCCACUCAGUAAAUACCCCGCUCGCCCUAUUCGUACAGGUAACAAAUACUACGACGAUAUCAUCCCCGAGCUGUCGGGUCUCGGCUUCAACCCGCUCCAAGUGAUCGCCAAAGGAAGAUCCGGCUCUGUAAUACUCGCGCAAGAUCUCCAUCCCUCCAAACUGGGCAAGGAGAGCGAAUACAAGCCGGUCGCUAUCAAACUCAACUCCGGCCGGAAGCGGAAACAGAGAGGUGCGAAAGUCGACAUUACCGAGGAGAUGCUGAUCCACCAGCGACUGAGUCAUCCGAAUGUCGUCAGCUUCCUCGAUACUCUGACCAUACAGGGUCGGGCGGGACUCAUCCUGGAGUUCUGUGAAAGCGGGAACCUGGAACAGCUUCUACGGGCCCAGGACGCCAAAUUCAUCACAGAACCAGUGGCCAGACGGUAUUUCGGACAGAUCCUGAACGCCUUGGAAUAUAUUCACUUUUCAGGCUACGCCCACAGGGACAUGUGCACUCAAAACAUCCUCAUCACCAACGACAACAACAUCAAACUCGCUGACUUUGGUCACACUGUGAAAUUCGUCACCGGCGAUGCACUGUGCGAGGAUUCGUGUGGAACUAUGGGAUUUCAAGCACCGGAAGUCGUCUGCAAAGUCCCGUUCAAUCCCAGAUUUGCGGACAUGUGGUCUCUUGGCGCUGUGUUGUAUGCAAUGACGGUCGGCAAGCUACCUUUCGGUCGUCUGCGCAAUGAGGAAAUGGCGCGAAGCAUCAAAUCACUGGAGUUCCCACCAGAAAAGAUCAUGGUUUUGUCCAGCGAGAUUAAGGACUUGCUGAGGGGCCUUCUUGCCUACAUAGCAGCCUCGCGGUACUCCCUCAAUCGGUCCAUCAACUGCGACUGGAUGAACAUCCGAGAUGAGAGGGUGUAUAUCGGUAACUUCUACCUCGUCCGGCAACCGCAGAAGAUCUUCGAGGGGGACAAAGAAAAGGACAUGAAAGGGAAUUACAAGAUUUAGAACACAUGACCUCAUAUUGAAUCAAUAGGUCAUCCUGUGAAAUAUACCUUAUACCACCUGUUUAUCUGUGUCAUAAUCUGUACGGAAUAUCUCAAUAUUUGUGUUAUUUUUAUCACCUAUAUCUAUGUUUGGUCUGUUGUAAAAUGUAUGUAGAAAUCUAGUAGGCAUAUUUAUUUAAUCAUGAUAGUAAUGCUGUCGUAAUUGAAAGCAGUAUCUAUAACCGUAACAUUUUUCUCAAGCUCUUUUAAUGUUCAGGUAAACUUGACGUGUCGUCAUGUCAGAGUACUCUUGUCAAAAUGGAUUCCGUAUUUUUGAAUGACUAUAAUCUCAAAAAGAGUAUUCGUAUUGCAAGAUGGAAAAUCAUAGAAAAUAACCCAACCUGAAGAAAAUUCCCCUCUGUAGACAUACAGUUGUUGUUUCAGUGUAAAAUAUUCUGUUUGCGCAUAUACAUUUAUCAAUCUAUUUUUUUAUCCAUAUCAAAUAGUUUUGACUAAUAUUUGCUGGAAAAUGGGCCUUUAUGUAGCAACGAUACCCGCAUACCUAGACCUUAUGAGACGGUUUAGUAUCAUCGAGUUCUGGAUGUUAAGGUAUCAUUAAUUUUAAUAGAUUUCAUAAUUCAUUAAAUAUAAUUUGUUUUCUGUAAAGAUAGUAUUUUACCCAAAUCAUAUGUUUUUGAACUACUAACAGAAGGAGAGUUGUUAAGUCAUAUAGCGGCUGCAUACUAGUACAUGUUUAUUCAAGCGCGGAUAAUCAUCAACAUAACUAACAAUAAAUCCCAUUCAAAUAUACA
Molecule: messenger RNA, 2121 nt
Organism: Haliotis rufescens (red abalone)
Lineage: Eukaryota; Metazoa; Mollusca; Gastropoda; Lepetellida; Haliotidae
Product: aurora kinase B-like
Exons: 2
Coding region: 75-1331 (418 amino acids)
Biological process (GO): peptidyl-serine phosphorylation; autophagosome organization; autophagy
Cellular component (GO): autophagosome; cytoplasm
Molecular function (GO): ATP binding; protein serine/threonine kinase activity
Source: RefSeq, a predicted model, not a curated record